CCCCACCCCACGCGGGCACCGCAGCUUCUGUGGCUCACUCCAGGCCGGGGAGAGACACUCGGUUUGGAGCCCCCAAGUCCGGUGCGGCCCUAGCCAGCAGCUCCGACGUCAGAGGCGAAGGCGGCCGGACUCAGGGGCUGGCGCCCUCUCCUCCGCCACCCUCCUUUCCUUCCAGACUCGCCGUGCCCUGCCCUGCCGUGCCCUGCCCAGCCUCGGGUGCCCGCCUCUUUCGUUCUUCUCACCCUCCUCUCUCUCGUCCUCGCUCCUCUCUCUCCCGUUGCCCCUUUUUGGCCCCCGGCCCCAGCCCUCAUGGAGGAGCCCGGUGCCCACCCAUGUCCAGCCUGGUAGGUGGCGGGCUGCCUGCACCGCAUCCCCAGCUCUGUCCGGCCGCGUGGGGGGGGCUCCGUCCUGCGCAGCAGCCCCAUCGCUGCUCCUGCGCCGGGAUGCCAGGCUGGAGGAAGAACCUUGCCUUGUGCCUGCAGCGGAUGCAGGAUGAAGAUGAUGGCCCUUAUUCAAAGGGAAGUAAAGAUUCAGGUGGUGCAGACACAGCCCUGGUCUGCCGAAGGCAAAGUAUUCCAGAGGAGUUCCGAGGGGUCACCAUUGUGGAGCUAAUCAAGAAGGAGGGGAGCACUUUAGGGUUAACCCUAUCCGGUGGCACUGACAAAGAUGGGAAGCCUCGAGUCUCCAACCUGAGGCCUGGCGGACUAGCGGCCAGAAGUGACCAGCUAAACGUGGGGGAUUACAUCACCUCCGUGAACGGGAUCCGCCUAACAAAGCUGCGCCAUGAUGAGAUCAUCAGCCUGCUGAAGAACGUUGGGGAGCGGGUGGUGCUGGAGGUGGAGUACGAGCUGCCCCCUGCUGCCCCUGAGAACAGCUUAGGAAUAAUCCCAAAGACCAUCGAGGUCUCCCUGUAUAAGGAAGGCAAUAGCUUUGGCUUUGUACUCAGAGGGGGAGCCCAUGAAGACUGGCACAAAUCCAGACCACUCGUCCUCACCUAUGUGAGGCCAGGGGGCCCAGCUGACAGGGAGGGAUCCCUGAGAAUUGGGGACAGGCUGCUCAGUGUGGAUGGCAUCCCACUUCACAACCUGACCCACACAGAUGCUCUCAACAUCCUUCGACAAUGCAGCCAGGAGGCCCUCUUCCAGAUUGAAUAUGACGUCUCCAUUAUGGAUACGGUAGCCAACGCCUCAGGUCCUUUAUUAGUGGAAAUAGCCAAGAUGCCGGGCUCUACUCUGGGAAUCUCGCUCACCUCUGGCACCCACAGGAACAAACAGGUCAUUGUGAUUGACAAGAUCAAGCCAGCCAGCGUGGUAGACAGGUGCGGGGCCCUGCACAUUGGCGACCAUAUUCUGUCCAUCGAUGGCACCAGCACCGAGCACUGCUCCGUGCUGGAGGCAAUGCAGCUGUUAGCCAGCACCACAGAGAAUGUCAAGUUGGAGAUCCUGCCAGCUCACCAGAGCAGGCUGCCCCUGAAGCCUCCUGAUGCAGUGAAGGUGCAGAAGAGUGACCAUCACCACUGUUGGGACCCCUGUGUCAACUACUGCCCCAGCCACCAUCCCAGCCAUUGCAAGACACCCACCUGGAAUCAGCCCUCCAGCCAGGAUUACUGCAAACCCCUGUCUGCAGCCCCUUUCUCCUCACCGAUGCUGAAUGCUCAUGGCUUCUCUUGCCCGAGCUCGAGCACACUACCUCGGAGCACCCAACCCAUGAGCCCCCGGGCAACCAUGAUGAGGAGAAGACAGAGGAAAAAGGAGUACAAAAGUUCAUUGUCCCUUGCCUCCAGCACUGUGGGGCCUGGUGGCCAAAUCGUGCACACAGAAACAACAGAAGUAGUCCUUAGGGGUGACCCCCUGAAUGGCUUUGGACUCCAACUCCAAGGUGGAAUCUUCGCCACAGAAACCCUUUCUUCCCCACCUCUCAUCCGCUUCAUUGAGCCCGACAGCCCUGCUGAGAGAUGUGGCCUGCUGCAGGUUGGAGACAGAGUACUGUCCAUCAACAGCAUUGCCACGGAAGAUGGCACCAUGGAGGAGGCCAACCAGCUCUUGCGGGAUGCCGCCCUAUCAAACAAAGUCUCGCUGGAGAUUGAGUUUGAUGUAGCAGAGUCAGUGAUCCCGAGUAGUGGCACCUUUCAUGUGAAGCUACCCAAGAAGAGAGGAGUGGAGCUGGGGAUAACCAUAAGUUCUGCAAGCAGGAAGCCUGGAGAGCCCUUGAUUAUCUCUGACAUCAAGAAGGGGAGCGUGGCACACAGGACGGGCACCCUAGAGCCAGGGGACAAACUGCUUGCCAUUGACAACAUCCGACUGGACAACUGCUCCAUGGAGGACGCUGUGCAGAUUCUGAGGCAGUGUGAGGACCUGGUGAAACUGAAGAUUAGGAAGGAUGAAGACAACUCAGAUGAACAGGAAACAACAGGAGCCAUCAUUUACACAGUGGAGUUGAAGAGGUACGGGGGCCCACUGGGUAUAACUAUCUCAGGGACUGAGGAGCCUUUCGAUCCAAUUGUCAUCUCAGGAUUGACCAAGCGAGGACUGGCAGAGAGGACUGGAGCCAUCCACGUUGGUGACCGCAUCUUAGCCAUCAAUAAUGUGAGCCUUAAGGGCAAGCCCCUCAGUGAAGCCAUCCACCUUCUCCAAAUGGCAGGAGAAACAGUCACCCUAAAGAUCAAAAAACAAAUGGAGCGAGGCUCCUACCCUAAGAAGUCAGGAGGACUGAAUGAAGCCAGCGACACAGAGGAAGAUCUCAGUGAGGCGCAGAAGCCUGGCAAGCUGGCUGAGAUCUACGCCACCACUGUGCCCAGCAUAGACAGUGCCAUGGAAUCAUGGGAUGGAUCUGGGGCAGAAGGCGGCUAUGGGAGCCAAGGCACGUAUGUACCUCCAGCUGCAGGAAUCAGCCUGCAUCCCCAGGAGUGGCGGCCCAGUAGGGUGAAGAGCAGCCCCCCUCCUGGGGAGCCCAGAAAGACCAGCUACCCCUACCCGGAUGGGAGCUUCCCUGAGGAUGAAUGGGACAAGCCCACUAGAUUCCCCGGCCGCCACAAUGGCCCGGAGCCCGCUCACGAGGAUAAUUUUUGGCGUGUUUUUGGAGAAGCUCUGGAGGACUUGGAAACAUGCGGCCAGUCUGAGCUUCUGAGGGAGAUUGAGGCUUCCAUCAUGACAGGGAAUGUGCACAGCUUGGGCCUAGACAGCAGCCCUGUGACCUUGGACCCAUCAUCAGGGUCAACUGGACGAAGCCCCUGGUGGAAAGGAACCUUCCAGCAGGGGAACCGGGAACCAAGUGAGGACCACGUGGGCCCUACCAAGGUAGCAGAAGAAGGCUUGAAAAUGCAGACAGUCAAGGAGGAGAUGCUGGAAAUCAUGUCACCGACUCCUCUCGAAUUAUAUAAGUUGACUCUUUGGAAGGACCCAGUGAGUGAAGAUUUUGGCUUCAGCGUCUCUGAUGGCCUGUUGGAGAAGGGUGUCUACGUCAACAUGAUCCGUCCUGGUGGGCCUGCUGAUCACUGUGGCCUCAAACCGUUUGACCGAGUCCUUCAGGUAAAUCACAUCCGAACUCGAGAUUUUGACUGCUGCCUGACUGUGCCACUCAUCUCUGAGGCCGGAGACAAGCUGGACCUAGUCAUAAGCCGGAACCCUCUGGCAAUGCCCAACAGCAUGCAGCAGGAGGAGAACAGAGUAAUGCCCAGUUCACCCUCUGUGGGUCUGGAGAUGAGGGACAGCACCCGGAUGCUCUGAAACCUGACCCUGCACCUGAAAGUCUCCCCUAUGGCAGAGGCACUGGGGACAUCCAACAUGACUGUGCCUCUGUACCCCAGUGCUGGAACUGGGGCUAGAGAAGGCAGGGGGCAAGGUUCUGAAAGAGGUCAGACCACCCAGAACGGCUCCUUCUGGCCCCUCAGCCUCACCUUGGGUCCCUGGGCUGCUGAAAAGUAGCUGAGGUCAAGACCUGUGCUCUCCAUCCAUCUUUCCUGCCUUGAGCCCAGGCUGUCCUCCAGCUGGUAUCGAGUUGAGGCUGUCCUUUUGCCUUUCUGCUCCCAUCUCAGAGGGUCUGCACACUCUCCAAAUGUGCAUUUGCACUCAUACAUACACACACACACGGUGCUAUAUUCCUUGGACAGCAUUUGUGUGAAGACCUUACCCAUCAUAUCUUGUCAUUUCCAAGGUGGCCAUCACAUCACACACCUUUCUCUUUCCCUCCCUCCAUGUCAACAGCCAUUUGGGCACAUUCAUCAGAUGUGGCCUGACCUGAACCCCCAUUCCCAUAUUCUCUGUUCCUGGGGCCUGUCUUUUUGGCAGCAAAGGCUGCUUUAUUUGCAGAGAGAUUGAGUUGGGGUCUUCUGGUCAUACAGCCAUAGAUAGUUAAAGCUGAAAGGGACCUUCGAACGUAGAAUGUCAGAGCUGGGAAGCACCUUACAUGGUAAAAUGUUGGAGCUGGAGUGGCCUUAGAAUAUAGAAAGUUGGAAGAGAACUUAGAUCCCAUCUAAUCCAAUUCCUUUUAUUUUCCGGAGGAGGAAAUGAUUCCAGAGAAG
Messenger RNA from Phascolarctos cinereus (koala), 4519 nucleotides. The record is from RefSeq and is a predicted model, not a curated record. NCBI's taxonomy places the organism in Eukaryota, Metazoa, Chordata, Mammalia, Diprotodontia, Phascolarctidae.